CCAAGAAGGAUCGGUCAUGCUGGUCAUCUAACCACUCAAUCGCUGAUGGUUAUGCUGGCAACAUAACAAUCAGACGAACCAUAGAGUUCCUUACCUUCCGAUACACAUUACACAUUGUUAUCCUACAGUAUACAUAAAAUCUAUACAUAAACUGGUUGUCAUACUGUACAGAGGCAUUGUUUGACUUAGACAUUUCGAUGGAUCUGUGGGUCCGCGGGAGCAGUCGGGUGAGAGUGGAUGAUGCUCGCUGGAUCGAGUGAAAGACGACUCCCCGUGCGUGACGCGCGAUCACGAACCGCGAGUGACAAAAAAGUGAGAGCAACUGGAAAAAUUCGUGUGCAAACAGUUGGUCGAAGAGAAGAUAACGAGGAAAGCGCGGCGGGGGUGUGGAAAAAAUCAAUAUGAAACGGUGCUUCGGAGAUCCCUAGUGAACAUUGGAGCGGAACUUGUCAUUUUACAAAUGUUUGUAACAAGAAACAUAAUAAAAAUAAACUCUUCCGCUGUUUACCAUAUCUAUUGGAAUGCACCGUGGCACCACAUGCUCGUGCAAGAUAAAACUCGGUGUUAGUGAGUGACCUUGCGUGUAUCAAUUAAAUUUCCCCUUGAUAAACUCUCGUUUUUUUUAAUUGUUCUUCCCCUCCGCCCAUUAUCUUCAACAAUGACGAUACGUCGGACAAAACGUGUUUCUCAUAUCCGUAAUUAAUUGUGUGUGAACAGUUGUUGUUCGAUGCUCUAUAAUCCUCCGUGAUUAUUUAUACUUUGUCUCGUUGACAUACUGAAAUUCAGCGGUGGAACGUGCGAGCGAAUAAAUUUUCGUACUACUAGGACACAGAAUUCAUCUCUUUUCACCAUUUUUCAUCUCUAAACUGUUUACAUGACACUCGGAGUAAAAAUAAACCUAGUAAAAUGUCGCUCCAGCUGGGAAUCUUUCGGAUUUUCAUCGGACUCCAAAUACUUUUCGUACUCCAGAGCGAUUUUACCGUAGUCGAGUCCACCCACAUUACCGGCACCUUCAACACAAAUGAGUUCUUUCGAUUUCUCAUGAAAUUUGGAUUUCAACAAACAGAUCGUCACCGCCAACGUGAAUCUUAUGGCUAUAUUUUCGGUAAUAUCACGUCGAAAAAAAAUUUUUCACAACCGAUAAACCUCGCUGUCCUUGAUCGAGGACACUUCCUCGAAUAUUACGGCAAUCGUACUGUCAGAGAUCGCAGCUUGGCUUGUGCCAGGAUGUUCGAUGCUCUCAACCAGAGCUCCUACGAUGCUCGAUGCAAUGACAAUGGCCAAGAUUUUCUCAGACGAGUGCCCUGUCCGAAAGGAGAACUAUGCAGCGACGAGGACUCCAAAUGGAAUGUCAUAAAAGGCCAUCAGUUUACAUACGUCAUUCAGGAUUUGUGGCAACCACGUUUUUGGUACAUGAGCCUAGUAGCUUGUUACAGAAACGAGACAACUUGCCAGUGGGAACACUUCAACGAAUCGUUAGAACUGGAUUAUGACAUAUGGCUAGUGAAUGGAAAUCCAAACACAAGUGGAUUGAACAGUCUGACUUAUCAAUUUUCCUGUGAUCGACAAAACACUGUCGAGCUCUAUCUACUGUUCUUUAUUUGUUAUAUCAUACUUGUUCCCCUGCAACUGUACGCAGCUAGAUUGCAAAAACAUCCAGUUACCAGACUCUUCACAGCAAGUUUGUUGCUCGAAUUCAUAGCCAUAUGUCUGAUUCUUAUACACGUUUUGAAAUUUGCUUUUGACGGCGUUGGAUACACUCAGCUUGAAGUCGCAGGAGAUAUUUUCGAUAUUCUGUCACGCACAACUUUUAUGCUACUUUUACUACUUCUUGCCAAGGGUUGGGCCGUAACCCGAAUGGAACUAACAUGGAAACCUCUUGUUUUUCUCAUAUGGUUCUGUUAUGGAGUCGUACACAUUCUUCUAUACGUCUGGAAUAUGACCGAAGUCGACAUAAUCGAAGAUAUCGACGAGUAUCAGACGUGGCCAGGAUGGUUUAUCCUCUUGUUUCGUAGUGCCAUUAUGAUUUGGUUCCUGUUCGAACUUCGUAAUACCAUGACGUAUGAACAUAAUACACAGAAGCUCAAUUUUUUGCUUCACUUUGGUGCAUCGGCACUCGUUUGGUUCAUCUAUUUACCAAUCAUAGCUCUCAUCGCACUUCCUGUCAGUGCACUCUGGAGGUUCAAGCUUUUACUUGGUAUAACUUAUUCAGCCGAUUGUUACGCAUAUUGCGUAAUGGCUCAUUUACUUUGGCCAACGCGAAGCGAGCAGUAUUUCCUUUUAGCACAAGGUGCGGAUAAUGGUGACGAAUUGGACGAGUUUAACGAGGCGCCACACGUAUUAAAUAAUUACGUGGAACCAUCCGAGGACAAAGUUGUCGCUUAGUGUGUACGAGUUAUUGGGAUCGUGAAUUGAAUGAGAACUAUGCGAUCGAUAGUGAAAAAAAAAACAGAAGAAAGAAACGAAAAAAACGUAAAAAGAGGAAGAAAGCAACAAUGGAAACGAACGAUGUGAUCUAUGUUUGCCAAAUGGUUUAAUUCGUUUAACGAAAAAUACUCUGACGUGUUAAUUGAGACUGAAGCACCCUGUACACACGCACUCUCAAAUAAGCCGUCAUAUGCUCCGUAGGUUUCAAUCUCGACACGUGUAGAAUUUUUUAUUUUUGUCUAUAUUAAGAUCCCGAUCACAUACACCCAUCGACAGAAAACAUUACUCGAAUCCCUCAAAAUUUAUACUCUUUGAUAACUAUCCCAGUUUUUUGAGUACGUUGUUCUUCAUCGAUAAACUUGUGUGAGUGUGCCAGUGUGUGUUUCUAUUCAUCGUUUUUUUUUUUAUAUGAAAGCUUUAUCACUCGCAUCUUUGCAGGAAUAUUUGCUCAUUUGUAUUAUCGGUUUAUAAAGCAGGGAAAUUUCUCGCCGCAAUAGCCCAGAAAAUCUCAAUGUCAAUUUAUCAGAUAGUCACUACCGCUUGGUAAUUUUUAAUAUUUAUUGAAAAUAUUCCCUUAUACAAAAAUUACGAACGAGCCAAGUGUCCGGGCAUUUAGUCCUCUAAGACUCAGGAACUGACAUCAACGCUAGGUUUAUACAAUAGAAAAUGUGUUCAGUUACAAAAAAAAUUUUAAUUCAAAAUUCAGUUUUGCUUGAAACAAAAAUCUCGUAAACACUGCGAUUCCAUAAAUUCUAUCAGUUUUCCGCCAAUUUCUACAUUUAAUGUGCAAUGUCAAUUUUAUUCUGUGACUUUUCCAUUAGCCCUAUCAUCUUCACACAAAACACUCUUGCUCAUCAGAGACAUUAUCGAUCAAACGGAAAACCAAAAAAAUCCCAGCCUUAUUACCUUUGUACGAAACUAUUUUUCUUUUUCCUACAAAGCUGUUGCUCAAACUUUUACGAAAUAAGAUUUUAGCCCCAAAACGUGGAAAAAACAAAAAUAAUGAAAGCAGGAUAACAUAUUUAUAUUGAAAAUAAAAAUAAUGAAAACAUGUUGAUAUUGCUUCGUUCAGAGAUCGAUCUUACAGAGUAACAAAGGCAACAAUACAAAUUUAUAUUUCACAUUUACACUGCAGCGAGAUGCAUUAUUUCUCACUUUUCUUUGUGCAAUGAAAUAUUUAAUAUUUGUGGCAAAUGAGAAAAGCAAUGUAACAGUCGAAUUCACUUUUUUGUCUGUUUUCUUGUACGUCGCAACAAUUAGUGAGGCAAUUGAAGGUGCAAGAAGAUCAAAUCUCUCAUUUUUGAACAAAAUGAUUUAGGAACUUGUUGAUUGAUUUUUUCAAUGAAUAAUUUAAAAAUAAUGAUUACCAGUCGAGCAAGAUAUUUUGUUCGAAUAUACCAUCAAACACAAAAACAAACUUAAAAACGGACCACUCUAAUAUACACGUUGUACACAUAAAAUAAGACGAGUACAGUAUUUCCAAUUCCCGUAUUAAUCAUGGUAAAGUUUACAUCAUCGAGAUGUAAAAAAAUGUCUUUUUUCUAUAUAAAAUACUGUUUUUUUUUUCAAGUUGCGAUAAGACUUGAACUUGUUUAUUCGUGCGAGUUUGAAAAACUGCAAUGUGAAGAACAAGUUGUGUGAGCUGCUGGACCCUCAAAUCUGGAAAUAGAAAUGACACAGAAAAAAGCUUUGCACAGUGUUAACAGUAUACAGUUGAUCGAGAAACAAUUUCAUGGUAGAUAAAAGAGUAGUUGACGGCAAUAAAGAAGAGCAGUGUCGUGGGUUUGACGGGGUUUCUUUGAAUAAGGGUUAAAAAUAUGCAUCGACAUGGUAGCAUGAAUUUUAAAGCAAAGCAAAGAAGGGGAGUGUAGACCUGAUGAACAAUUAACUAGAAUUACUGAUAAAUAUAGAUAUUAAUUAAUGAUAUAGUUUUAUAUAUUACCUAAUGUAAAUUACCUGGGGUGAAGAGUUUAUCCUAUGUUAAAGUAGCUAUAUGAUGAGAACUGGAAUAACAAAAGGUAAAACCUCUUCGAUGCAGGAUCACACUCUUAUGUGAUACGCAUGGAAGUUUUUGAGAUUAAAUUCGUGAUUGCCCGUUUGAAAUAACAAAUGGGUUUUAUUAUUAUGUAAUGUGUCUUUGUACGAAACCUCACUAGUUUAUAGCCAACAAUUAGCCAAAAGAUAAUGAAAUGAAUUUCUGCUGUAGAAUAACAGAGUAGUCUUCUUAGCGGGAGACAAACAAACAUUCACGAGCGUUUAUUUCAUCUGUUUUUUCAUCAAUUUCAAUAAAAACGAUGCGAUAAUUGAUACAGUAUCAGCGUGUAUAUACAUAUGAAUGGAAAAAAAAUGUUUUUUAUUUAAUAAAAUCUUUAUUCACUGUGAAAA
Messenger RNA from Venturia canescens, 4812 nucleotides. RefSeq names its product transmembrane protein 145. The coding region runs from base 907 to 2385 and encodes 492 amino acids. Gene Ontology annotation, biological process: response to pheromone; G protein-coupled receptor signaling pathway. Lineage: Eukaryota; Metazoa; Arthropoda; Insecta; Hymenoptera; Ichneumonidae. The transcript has 5 exons. The record is from RefSeq and is a predicted model, not a curated record.